AUGCCCGAGGUUGGCUCCCAGGUGUAUUGGCACAACAUUCCCGGGAGCCCGGCCCCGUGGAAGGACGAGAAGGAGCGCGCACGCAUGUGGGAUCUCAGUCGUCGUGUUGAGGGAAACAUUAGCGAUACGCGGUACUUGUUGGAGCGGCCGCUCACCGAGUUGCUGAUGCUGCGCCGCGUAGAGCGAGGUAAGCCGGCGCAAGCUGAUCAUUACUGGGGCCUCGUCCUCGAGCCACACCUCUCCCCGCUACACGGGAUCAACAUGGUGAUGAAGGAACUGCAGGUGGCCACCGUAACACGUGAAGAGGCAGCAGAGGCUGUUGCGGCUGUCAUUGAGGAGUAUGACGUCAUGACGCAGCAACAACCGUCGCAGUCGCAAACCAACGCCGGACGAUAUUCGGUAAAGGCGGAAAUGAUGACACAGCAGAGCACCGCCCCGGCAAUGGACAUGCGCGAGGCGCCUCUCCUCGAAGUGGUGAAAGUGCUGUGCAAUGCAAGAGGACUGGAGGUGUCGAUGCUCACCAAAGCCGAGCUUCGCCGUAAGGGUCGCAUCGGGGUGGCCGACGUGUUGCCGCGGAGGCGCGUCAUCAUGGCGUUUGAUCGUAGCAAGCCACAUUAUAUUUUCGUUCGAACCGUGAUGUUGCGCAAGGCUGGGAAAAAGGGUUUCGUCAAGCCUCAUAUGCAGCUGGUCGCGCCCACCUCUAGCCCUGUUCCGUGGCGCCGGCUUCUCCUCGCUGGAAUGCCGAACUUGCCGUCCAACGAGUGUGUUGUGGUGGCUGUGCAACGGGUCCACGAUAACUACGACAUUAACGGCAUGCCCCUAAAGGGACAAGCAGCGCAUGUGGAUGAUCGAGAGCUUGUGUUAGGUGAUAAUAACGAUGAAAGUGAUGAUGGUGCCGAGGGGGGCGUGAAUCGAAAGCAGCUGAAGGAUGGGAACCCGAAAAAAUGUCGCAAGCGAUCUCGGGAGAGUGAGGGCGACACCUCAGACGGUGACAAGAGUGAUACAAGUGACGAAAUGGAGUCGUUGCGUAGGAAGGAAACGGCGGAAUUAAAACGGUGGCUCGGUGCUAGCCCCAUCUUCACAUUGCAGGACAAGUUGCACGAUGACCCCCUCUUUGAAACCCCCGUUGCAGUUCUUCGCAAAGUGCCACGGGUAUCACACGGACUGCACGAUUGGGUUCAGCGCCUAAUCUGCAUCAGUCUCCGCAAACAGCUCUAUGCGAUGCGGUACUAA
Trypanosoma grayi is the source of this 1233-nucleotide messenger RNA. RefSeq lists its product as hypothetical. The coding region runs from base 1 to 1233 and encodes 410 amino acids. The record is from RefSeq and is a predicted model, not a curated record. The transcript has a single exon. Lineage: Eukaryota; Euglenozoa; Kinetoplastea; Trypanosomatida; Trypanosomatidae.